AUGAGUAAGACGUCGACGUCCGUGCUCGUGUCGUCUGUGGUGCAAGUGCGCCGCUAUAUCAUCGGACUAAACUUAUCAUACACGGCGUCUGUGACGGUGGACAACCGGUACCGCCACAUCGUCCAUGCCAUCAUGGGGAAACCUCGGCCCGACACUCCCAGCCCCAUCGCCGUCGUGCAUGUCAAGUUCACCCUCAAAGAUGACUUGCGUGAGAUUUUGUCGUUUGAAAUCGAAAACGACCGGCACGUGUAUCGCCUUCGAGACAACAUCGAGUUUGACGAACGGCUGCUGGAUCGGGUGAUCGCACGGAAGAUCGCGCUCAAGCGGUCAGGUCUUGUCGACUUGUCGGACGAGUACACGCGGUCUCGCGUCAAAGAGCCCCGUUAUGACGUGCAGGAAACGGACCCAAACGCCAUCGACGCGGACGCGAUCAAGGCCCAGCUCUUGAAGCUCUUUGACGAAUACGAUCGGAACCGCGACGGGUCGAUCAGCUUUGCCGAAUUCCGCGACGCCCUUCGUUCGGGUCUUUUUCGGGAAGACCAAGUGGAGUUGUUGUUUACCCAAGCGGACCUGGACGGCAACGGGCGCAUCAACUGCGAAGAAUUCGCCCAGGCAGCCGUGGACGUCUUAUCCCGCAUGCCGUCAGGCUACAAGUUCAAGGCGCAAUUCAACGAACUGUACGACGACUACUUGGACUACUUCCACACCGAGUGCGCGACCACCAUGGCCAUCCUCAACCAAGCGUUUGCCGCCGCCGACUACCUCCCCCCGAACGCGUCUGGCCGCACCAAAGCGGACUGCCUCAGCUACGACAUGUUCCGCAAGUGCCUUGCGUCGCCCUUGGCCAACUUGAGUCGCGAAGAGAUCAACCUCGCCAUCUCCCUCGUGCCCAUGAACGACGAGGGCAAGCUCCCGUACGCCAACUUUGACAAGAUCCUGGCCAAAGCUCUGUUUUACAUUGCCCAAGGUCAAAGCCUCGGGCUUGCGGUGGACAUUGAAAGCUACUUGUUGACAACGUUCGAAGCCGCCGAGAAGGAGUGGGACCCGACGAUCGUGACGCCGCGGGGCCAGCUGCCCCGGAGCGUCCUCUUUGACUGCAUGCACAGGCUCAAGAAACUCAUGCUUAGUCGCGGCCAAGUGGUGCUGCUCAUCGGGUACGCCAAGGACAACAGCCACGACAGCCCACGCCACCCGUCGUCGUCGGUUGACGACAGCCUCGACGGAGAUGCGGCCGUGGUGAUGGUCGACUACGUGCCGUAUGCGACGACGGCGGCCGGCAUGAUCCGGCAGUUCAUCAACCCCCACAACGUCGCCAAGCGCAUGCAAAGAUGCAAGAACGACGUGAACGCCGUCGCAGCCAUCUUCCACGGCGUGAGUGAGACCGGCCUCGAGAUGAUCGUCAUGGAAGCAUUCGAAAGCGAAGACCGCGACGGCAACGGCGUGCUGGACAUGGACGAGUUCCGCGCGGCGAUGAAGCACACGUCGCUGGGCCUGUCGGACGAGGAGAUCACGUCGCUGCAGGCCGUGGCCGACACCAACGGCGACGGACACGUCGACAUUGACGAGUUUUCGUACUUUGCCGUGCACCAUUUGGUGCAGUUGAAGCGGCAGAACCUGCUGCGCCUGGCCGAAGGCGACGACGAUGAUGAAGAAGACAGCAAGACGAACGAUGCGGAUUAA
This is a messenger RNA of Aphanomyces astaci, 1680 nucleotides long. RefSeq lists its product as hypothetical. NCBI's taxonomy places the organism in Eukaryota, Oomycota, Saprolegniomycetes, Saprolegniales, Verrucalvaceae. Gene Ontology annotation, molecular function: calcium ion binding. The record is from RefSeq and is a predicted model, not a curated record. Bases 1 to 1680 code for a protein of 559 amino acids. The transcript is spliced from 2 exons.